This is a messenger RNA of Paecilomyces variotii, 1256 nucleotides long. RefSeq lists its product as hypothetical. The transcript is spliced from 6 exons. Lineage: Eukaryota; Fungi; Ascomycota; Eurotiomycetes; Eurotiales; Thermoascaceae. The record is from RefSeq and is a predicted model, not a curated record. The coding region runs from base 365 to 814 and encodes 149 amino acids. Gene Ontology annotation, biological process: spindle pole body organization. Gene Ontology annotation, molecular function: enzyme regulator activity; calcium ion binding. Gene Ontology annotation, cellular component: central plaque of spindle pole body.
ACGGCAGAACGACGGCUAAUCUGGAUCUUGGAACUCCGUAACAAGAGCCCUAUCCAGGGAACACUGGAAUGGCUUUUGCCCUGUGGCUAGGGCGUCGUCAUCGUCAGCUUUGUCUGGUCCGGUCCGUUCUGGCGUGAAGUUUCGGCCAGACAAGCUGGAGACCAAGGCCAAUCGCGGUCACGUUUUUCCACAAGCGACCCCUUCUCAGGCUUCAUCUCCAUCUGGCGUCCCCUUAAGCCUUGACCGUCACCACUUCGCUUCUCCUGAAUCUCCCCCACACCACGGUCUUCCUGUCUGUUCUGUAUCGAUUUCGAUUUCUCUUCCUCCUGUUCUUUCGCAUCGCACUCACCUCAACACCGUCACCAUGGCCGACGCAUUGACCGAAGAGCAAGUCUCAGAGUACAAGGAAGCCUUCUCCCUCUUCGACAAGGAUGGCGAUGGCCAGAUCACCACCAAGGAGCUGGGAACUGUCAUGCGCUCCCUUGGCCAGAACCCGUCUGAGUCUGAGCUGCAGGACAUGAUUAACGAGGUCGACGCUGACAACAAUGGAACCAUCGAUUUCCCCGAGUUCCUGACCAUGAUGGCUCGCAAGAUGAAGGACACCGAUUCCGAGGAGGAGAUCCGUGAGGCUUUCAAGGUGUUCGAUCGCGACAACAACGGUUUCAUUUCCGCUGCAGAGCUCCGCCACGUCAUGACCUCCAUCGGUGAGAAGCUCACCGACGAUGAGGUCGACGAGAUGAUCCGCGAGGCCGACCAGGAUGGUGAUGGCAGAAUCGACUACAACGAGUUCGUCCAGCUGAUGAUGCAAAAAUAAACUUCCCAAUACCCCUAUCUGGAUUCCGUUGCAGGAACGUGGCAGUGGCAUCCAGUAAAAACGUCCUUUCUCGGCCGGACCCGGGUUUUCGUUUCAGAGCUACAUAGCCGUUGAUUCAUGGUGCAAGCGUGGUUUGUAUAUCGCUCCUGUUUUGUCUCGCGAGGGAGAAAAGAGUGGAAAUGGACGGUGUGUGGGCCGCCAGUUGAGGGUGUUAUGAGAUGCCGGUAGCGAAGUAGAGAAGGUCCCUUUAAUUAUUUUCCUUGCCUGUGCACGAACCCUCGUCAAUCCCGCUUGAGUGGCCGAUCAUAUACUGUUGUUCCAAGUCUAUCGAAUUCUCAACCUAUCCCAGUGAUCUUUCCUCAGUUUCCCAUCGGGCCCCAUUGGAUCUUGUUCGUAGCCAGACGCGGUUGGAGAUGAUGGAUAUGACCCAAAGAUGACUUGC